UACGGACGAACAAGUCGGAGAAGAGAAGGGAGACGCCGUUUGGAUCUGGUUUUGUGGGCAUCCACCAACUCUUUCCAUUUUCUUAAAAUUUUCCUUCCUUUAAAACAAAAAAAAAAAACACACGAUUUCUCAAAUUCGAUCAAUUUGCCUUUAAGACUGACUUUUCGAUCUCAACGAUCGCGUUUCGUUUUCACGUUCGAAAGUUUCGUCCUUUUGAUCGCGAUCCCACAAAAAAAAAAGCAUGAGGAAGAAGCUCGACACACGUUUCCCUGCUGCUCGUAUAAAAAAAAUAAUGCAAGCUGACGAGGACGUUGGCAAGAUCGCUUUGGCUGUGCCUGUCCUAGUCUCAAAAGCUUUGGAAUUGUUCUUACAAGACCUUUGUGAUCGUACCUAUGAAAUCACCCUCCAGAGAGGAGCAAAGACCGUGAGCUCAUUGCAUCUAAAAAAUUGUGUAGAAACAUACAACGUGUUUGACUUUCUGAGGGAAGUUGUCAGCAAGGUUCCUGACUAUGGGCAUGGGCAUGGGCAUGGUCACGGUAAUGGCCAGGCUGAUGCUACCAUGGACGAUCGCACUAUCUCCAAGAGAAGGAAGCCUACGGGUGAUGAAGCUAGUGACAGCGAUGAGGACCUAAAGAAAACCAAAGUGCAGGAGACAGGGCAAGUGGGACCGAGUGGAAGGGGUAGAGGCAGAGGGCGUGGAAGGGGACGUGGACGAAGUGCAAAAACAGCUGAAAGAGAGCUUCUUCUUCAACGCGAGAUGGAAACAGAGCCACCAACCAUAUUGUCAACACCACCACCACAGCUUACUCAAGACGGUAUCACGAUGCCUGCACCAACAACACAACAAGACGUGGAGAAGAAGGAUGCGGAUGACAUGUCUACCCACGCAAAGCAAGAGCUGCAAAGUCCAAAAGCAGGCAACGACACAAACUCAGGUCUGGGUCGAGAUUUCGAUCUCAACACACAGUCUCUAGACAUGGUGGAGGCAAAGCCACCAGUGGUGGUCACAGCCUCAAGAGAGUCGAAACCAGAGGAAUAUCCGGGUUGGUCCAUGUCGGAUAUAGGGAAUAUGGAUCCAAUGCAGCUUGCUAGUAUGGGUAAGAGGUUAGACGAAGAGGAAGAAGAUUAUGACGAGGAGGAAGUUUGAGAGAUGCUGAGACCACAUGUUUUUAGUAGGAAACAUGACAUGAUGUAGGAUUAAAUAGAGGUUAGCAGUGUUUAACAGUCUCUGUUUAUGGAAAAGAUGUAUCAUAUGGUUCUUCUUGCUCUUCUCUUUCCUGUAUGGAGAAAAUAUUGUAGGGCCCUCUUUAAUUAUUAUUUCUAAAAGUUUGAUA
Molecule: messenger RNA, 1334 nt
Organism: Raphanus sativus (radish)
Lineage: Eukaryota; Viridiplantae; Streptophyta; Magnoliopsida; Brassicales; Brassicaceae
Exons: 6
Coding region: 242-1147 (301 amino acids)
Biological process (GO): regulation of DNA-templated transcription
Cellular component (GO): nucleus
Molecular function (GO): protein heterodimerization activity
Source: RefSeq, a predicted model, not a curated record